Messenger RNA from Oryzias latipes (Japanese medaka), 1073 nucleotides. The record is from RefSeq and is a predicted model, not a curated record. NCBI's taxonomy places the organism in Eukaryota, Metazoa, Chordata, Actinopteri, Beloniformes, Adrianichthyidae.
UGGGCGGAGGCCAGCAGGGUCACUGAUCGCCUCCUUCUCUCCCCUUCUCUAUUUCUGCCUACAAAUGUACUAUUUUCCAGCAGCGCCAUCCCGACCGAAAGACUCCAGAUUCACCGCACCGACACUUGCAGGCUUCUAUCCAAACUUUACACUUCCAGAAUUUUUUCAACUUUUUUUCUUCUGCAGCGUGCUUUUAACUUGGCAAUGCUUUUUUUUUAAAUCCGCUGUUUCGCUGAUCUCUUUUGUCUCUGCAGGGUUUUGUUUCCAUAAAGUUUAAUGGCGCCCAAACAGCUGAACCCCUUGGAGAAAAGCUCCGUUUUUGACCACGGUUUUGUGGAAGCACCGCCUCCUCUCCGCAGCUACCUCUGUCUGACCGUGCUGGCUUGUUUCUGUCCUGUACACCCCAUCAACAUCGUGGCCCUGGUCUACUGCAUCAUGUCCAGAAAGAGUUACUACCAAGGGGACUAUGACGGCUCCAGGCGCUUGGGCAGGAACGCUCUCUACGUCUCUGUGGCGUCUAUCAUCAUCGGCCUUCUCGUCAUCGCCAUCACCUGCACUGUUCAUUUCACCACGAUGGAUCACUAGCUCAGUAAAGGUGAUCAGCUGAUCAGGGUCAUCUCACCUGCUGACAGGAGUUGACCUGAGGUUGCACUCCGCUACGUCUGCAGCUGUUUUACAAAGAAGAACCUUUCAGCACUUGUUCUUAAAGAAGGGAAUUUUUUUUAUAUUUACUAUUGUUUUAUAUUCACCAUGGACUUUUGUCAUAUAACUACAUUUUGACUAUUAGAACCUAAACAGGACCUAACCUUUCUUUAUUCAAAUAAUAACUUAUUUUUGAUUCUACAUUACAAAAAUGAAGUAGUUUUAAGAUCUACCGGUAUAUUUGUUUUCCAGAUGUUUCACUGGGAAAUUGUUUCAUGAUAACAAAAGCGUACUCCUUUAAUAAACUUAGAAUAUUUAGUGUCAUGCAAAAGUCAGCAAUUAUCUUGCCAUAGAGGAAUUCUUCAAUAGGAAUAUUGUGAAAUGCCCAAACUUAUUUUUGCCAAACUUAUUAAAAAUAUUUCAAAAGCUUA